AUGGCCACCAUCAAGACCCCUGCAAUUGCCUGUGUAGGCGUAAUUGGUAGACAAAAUAACCCUCUCCACAUCUCCAUAUACCCCGCAGAAGGAGACAAGGAAGAACGAAGUAAACUCGACUUUUCUUUCAUGCUGUCGACUUGUCUGGAUAUUUUCGAGGCUCGUCUGCCGGAAAAGAAUGUCGGCCAAGAAUUUGGCCUCCUCCAAGCCAUCGACGAACGCCUGGCCAUGUACGGCUGGCUCACAAACACUGGGGUGAAGCUCGUCAUCAUAGUAGAUAUGGAGGGUCGUCAAUCUCCUGCCAACGAUUCUAGGACUCCUCCUGUUCUGGGCUUGAAGAACUCUGAUCUUACUCCCGCUUUCCACGCGUUGCAAAAGGCAUACAUCAACUUGUUGAGAAACCCCUUCUACACGCCAGAGGAACAUUCUCCCAAUAACGCGAAUGCACAUCAACCCGCGACUUCUACUCAAAUCACCAGCCGGAAUUUCAUCAACGAAGUCAAUCGUAUCGGCCGUGUCUGGGCACCGGCUGUCGCCUCUCGCUGAAACAGUCCAUGACUUGGUUCUGGAUUGCAUUGAGGCAUGCGGAUCAGGCCCAAGAGCAGCGAAAGACGCCCAGACUUCAUGCUGAGCUGGAUUUUGUCCGGC
Messenger RNA from Aureobasidium pullulans EXF-150, 648 nucleotides. RefSeq names its product Sedlin. NCBI's taxonomy places the organism in Eukaryota, Fungi, Ascomycota, Dothideomycetes, Dothideales, Saccotheciaceae. The record is from RefSeq and is a predicted model, not a curated record. Gene Ontology annotation, biological process: endoplasmic reticulum to Golgi vesicle-mediated transport. The transcript is spliced from 3 exons. Bases 1 to 546 code for a protein of 181 amino acids. Gene Ontology annotation, cellular component: nucleus; cytoplasm; TRAPP complex.